AUGAUUUGUAAAACUAAGCACUAUUUCUUUGAUCAUUAGUAUGAAGUUUAUAUUGAGGAAGGUUAUAUACUUAUUGGAAAAGUAAUAACUUAUUUAAAAGUAUUUUAGUAAAAAGAUUCUAUCAAAUAUAAGAUAGCAUUUUAGAAUAAAAUGUUAAUUUUCUGGAUAUUCUAAUAAGGGAAAUUCUUUGGGUUUAAGAUUUUGUUAAAAGAAAAAUGGAAAUAAUUUGACAUGAAUCAUGAGAAUUGUUUAAAAUUAAAAAAUAGCUUAGAUGGUAAAAUAGGUUAUCAUAAAAUGGACUCUCUUUACAAAUUAUUGGAUACAGUAGGUUUAGGAAGUUAUAGUGAAGUACACAGCUAUUUAUAAAAAAGGUUUUGUUAAUAGAGAGCUAUGUUGAUAAUAAGAAAUAUAUUGCUAAGAAGAUGGCAAUUAAUUCAAAAAAUAUAGUUAGUGUAUAAAACAUUAAAAAUAAAUUUAUAGUUCUUCAAUAAUGAAUUAUAUGCUUUAUAAAAUUUGAAACAUAAAAAUAUAAUAGAGAUGAAAGAGUUUUAUGUAGGAUUUGCUGAUUCAUACAUAAUAAUGAAUUACAUAGAAGGAGAAUCUUUGGCUAAAUAUAUGAGAUACAAUAAAAAAAUAUGUGUAAAAGAAAUCAUUAAUAUAUUAAAAGUAAAUUAAAUAAAUAAUAACAGUAAAUAUUGGAAGCUUUGGAAUAUAUUCAUUUGAAUGGAUUCAUACAUAGAGAUAUAAAGCCAGAGAAUAUAUUAUUUGAAAGAGAUCAUAAAUUUUUAACUAUAAUAGAUUUUGGAUUUGCAACAAAGAUAGAAAAAUAAGAAUACAAUGCAGGGACUCCAGGAUACAUAGCCCCAGAAGUGUUUGAAAAUGUAAUUUCAACAGAAAAAUGUGACAUUUUCAGUUUGGGAUGUAUUCUAUAUGAAUUGUAGAGCAAAUAAUAAUUAUUAGAAUGUAUGGUAAGAAACUGUUUCAAGGAAAUUCUCUUGAAGAGAUUUAGUUGGUAAACAUGA
Molecule: messenger RNA, 1022 nt
Organism: Paramecium sonneborni
Lineage: Eukaryota; Ciliophora; Oligohymenophorea; Peniculida; Parameciidae
Source: the annotation of a GenBank genome assembly